Tachysurus fulvidraco (yellow catfish) is the source of this 1006-nucleotide messenger RNA. Its product is annotated as lymphocyte antigen 75-like. The record is from RefSeq and is a predicted model, not a curated record. Bases 30 to 794 code for a protein of 254 amino acids. NCBI's taxonomy places the organism in Eukaryota, Metazoa, Chordata, Actinopteri, Siluriformes, Bagridae. The transcript has 2 exons.
UCAGAAUCUUCAUAGAUGAAACAGCAGAGAUGAAAUUAUUUGUUAGUGUUUUCUUCCUGCUGGCCAGCUGUGAGCUGUCUGUAGGUAUAAUAAUGGAAUAUAGUUACCAUGAAAUGAAUGUCAACUGGUAUCAGGCUCAAAGUUAUUGCAGAGUCCACUACAAAGAUCUGGUUACUAUCAAUGCUGUUGAGAAAUACCAGGAUAUUAAAGAUGUGGAAAACCAACAAUUACCAGGCUGGAUUGGACUGUACAGACAGAAUGUAUCAAACAACAUCUGGAAGUGGUCUGAUGGACAACCGCUUUCUUGGUUAAACUGGCAGAAAAAAUGGCCAUUGGUUGGUUCUUCGGCAAUGGAUAACAACUGCACUGUUCUGUUUCAGGGAUACUGGUAUAAUCUUCCCUGUGGAGUGAAUAAGCCUUUUUACUGUUACAGAAAUUUGAGUUUGGUGAAUGAGACUAAGACGUGGGAAGAGGCUCUUCAGCACUGCACCAUCAGCUACACCAGUUUGGCAUCUUUGCCCUUUGAAAAACAAGUGUUUGGGGCAGUGAAGGAGAUGGAGCUGGGCCAAACAGACAGUGUAUGGACUGGCCUGCGCUUCAUGAAUGGAAAAUGGUUCUGGCUGAACGGAGAAAAUAUAGGGACACCAGCAAACACAGGGCAGCCUAAUACAGUGCUGCUUUCCUUGCCAGAAUGUCCAGUUCAACCUUACAACUGUGGAGCGUUCAACACCAAGACCAACGUCUGGGAGAACCGAGACUGCAAUGAGAAACUCAAUUUCCUCUGUUGGAGCUGAGUCAGGAACAGUUUCAAUGUUUCAUUGAAAAUAAUAUUCUUCAGGAAGGAUAUGAGAUAAAUGGCUGGUACAAAACACUACAUCCAGUAACUUGGCUUUUUGUUUUCACUUAAACUUUAUUUGUGCUUUGAAAUAAUUACCAAAACCAAAUGGAAAGAGAAAUCUUUAUGGUGGUGGAUUUAUUUAUUUAUUUAUUUAUUUAUUUAUUUAUU